This is a messenger RNA of Vicia faba (fava bean), 2091 nucleotides long. Lineage: Eukaryota; Viridiplantae; Streptophyta; Magnoliopsida; Fabales; Fabaceae. The record is from the annotation of a GenBank genome assembly.
AUGGUUGCCUUUGGGAAGAAGUUGAAAGAUAGACAAAUUCAAGAAUGGCAAGGAUAUUACAUAAACUACAAACUCAUGAAGAAGCGAGUAAGGCAAUAUGCUCAACAAAUUCAACUUGGAACGCUAGAUCGGCGACACGUUCUCAAGGAUUUCUCACGAAUGUUGGAUAAUCAGAUUGAAACGAUUGUGCUUUUCCUAUUGGAGCAACAAGGGCUUUUGGCAAGCAGGAUAGCAAAGCUUGGAGAGGUGCAUAAUGAUUUGCAGCAGGAGCCUGAAAUUAACAAAAUAACGGAACUGCGAGAAGCUUAUAGAGCAGUUGGACAAGAUCUAUUAAACCUGCUCUAUUUUGUAGAGAUCAACGCAAUUGGCUUGCGUAAGAUAUUGAAGAAGUUUGAUAAACGCUUUGGUGGUAGAUUCACUGAUUACUAUGUCAAAACUCGUGCAAAUCAUCCUUACUCCCAGCUGCAACAAGUGUUCAAGCAUGUGGGAAUAGGUGCUGUUGUGGGAGCCUUAUCUCGCAAUCUUCAUGAGCUCCAGGAUCGUCAGGGGAGCUACUUAUCAAUUUAUGAUCAGCCUUCUGUUCCUCUUCAGGAUCCCGUGGUUGAUUCGAUAAACGCAGCUGUUGAUAGGCUAUCCUGCUCAACAAACUUUCUUAACUUUUUGGCACAACAUGCACUCAUUUUGCAAGAUGACCUUCCUGCCCCUUCUGAGGAACACGUUGAUGAUGAAAGAUAUCAUUUUAUGUCACUUAUGCUGAACUUGGCAAACACAUUUUUAUAUAUGGUCAAUACAUAUAUCAUUGUUCCUACAGCAGAUGAUUACUCUACAAGCCUUGGUGCUGCGCCAACGGUUUGUGGUAUUGUUAUUGGGGCAAUGGCUGUUGCACAGUUGUUUUCUUCUGUGUAUUUUAGUGCAUGGUCAAACAAAUCAUACUUUAGGCCUCUUGUGUUCAGCAGCAUAGCUCUUUUCCUCGGAAAUGUCUUUUAUGCUUGUGCUUAUGAUGUUCAUUCAAUAUGGAUUCUCUUAAUCGGUCGCCUGUUUUGUGGAUUGGGUUCUGCCAGAGCAGUUAACCGGCGUUAUAUCAGUGACUGUGUUCCGCUCAGAAUCCGCAUGAAAGCAUCAGCUGGUUUUGUUAGUGCCAGCGCUCUUGGAAUGGCAUGUGGUCCUGCAUUAGCUGGCAUACUUCAGACUAAUUUUAAGGUUUACAACCUUACAUUUAACCAAAAUACCUUGCCCGGGUGGGUUAUGGCUGUUGCUUGGCUAGUAUAUCUGGUAUGGUUAUGGAUCUUUUUUAAAGAACCUUCUCAUGAUGUUGAAGAGAAUCAAGCACCACCAAAUCAGUCAAAUGAUGUAGAAAAUGGUGCACUUGAAAAAGGCCUAAAACAACCAUUACUAAUUACUUCGGAUGAUAAGGUAGAAGAAGACAUUGACCAAGAUUAUGAUGAUAGUGAGGAAGCUCCAGAGGAAUCUCGCCUACCAGCCAAUUCAAUUGGAUCGGCAUACCGACUACUUACACCUUCUGUAAAGGUUCAGUUAUUGAUAUAUUUCAUGCUUAAAUAUGUAAUGGAGAUUUUACUAUCUGAAUCUAGUGUCGUCACAACAUACUAUUUCAACUGGACAACAAGCACAGUUGCAGUUUUUCUUGCUUGCCUUGGCUUGACAGUUCUUCCUGUAAACCUUGUUGUUGGAAGCUACAUUAGCAACAUGUUUGAGGAUAGGCAACUUCUGUUGACAUCAGAAAUUAUGGUUUUCAUAGGAGUUUUACUCAGCUUCCAUGUAAUCUUUCCAUAUUCUGUGCCACAAUACAUUUGUUCGGGUCUCCUUGUAUUUGUUUCUGCCGAAGUACUGGAAGGUGUCAACUUGUCACUACUUUCACGUGUCAUGUCAUCAAGGCUUUCACGUGGAACCUACAAUGGCGGACUUCUAUCUACGGAGGCCGGAACAAUUGCAAGAGUGAUUGCUGAUGCUACCAUUACCUUGGCUGGAUUUUUGGGUCAGAGUAGGCUCCUUAAUAUCACCUUGCUACCUUCACUCUUCAUUUCAGUAGUCUCUAUCAUAGCAACCUGCUACACCUACAAUUCUUUAUACUGA